GGGGAAAAAAAUCGCUCUGUGCUUAGCAUGCGCAGUGAGGUCUCAGUUGGAGCCUGCUUGGUUUUGGGGUGGCCGCGAUGCCGCUGGAGAUGGAGCUGUGCCCCGGGCGGCUCAUCGGAGGAGAGCACCCCUGCUUCAUCAUCGCCGAGAUCGGGCAGAACCACCAGGGCGACCUGGAGAUCGCCAAGAAGAUGAUCCGCGUGGCCAAGGAAUGUGGAGCAGAUUGUGCCAAGUUCCAAAAAAGUGAGCUCGAACACAAAUUCAACAGGAAGGCCUUGGAGAGGCCGUACACGUCCAAACACUCGUGGGGGAAAACCUAUGGAGAGCACAAGCGCCACUUGGAGUUCAGCCAUGACCAGUACCGGGAACUCCAGCGCUAUGCCAAGGAGAUUGGCAUUUUCUUUACAGCCUCAGGCAUGGAUGAAAUGGCUGUGGAAUUUCUACAUGAACUGGAUGUUCCAUUUUUUAAAGUAGGAUCUGGAGACACUAACAAUUUCCCAUACUUGGAAAAGACAGCUAAAAAAGGCCGCCCAAUGGUGAUUUCCAGUGGGAUGCAGUCCAUGAGCACAAUGCAGCAAGUUUACAAUCUGGUGAAGCCCAUCAACCCAAACUUCUGUUUCCUGCAAUGCACAAGUGCUUACCCUCUUCAUCCUGAAGACGUCAACCUUCGUAUCAUAACGAAAUACCAGUCAGUCUUCCCAGAUAUUCCUAUUGGCUAUUCGGGCCAUGAGACAGGCAUAGCUAUUUCUGUUGCAGCAGUGGCAAUGGGAGCUAAAGUGCUGGAGCGCCACAUUACUCUGGACAAGACCUGGAAAGGAAGCGAUCAUCAGGCCUCCCUGGAGCCCAGUGAACUGGCAGAGCUUGUGAAAAGCAUCCGCAUGGUGGAGAAGGCUAUGGGGUCAACAGUCAAGCAGCUCUUGCCCUGUGAAGUUGCCUGCAAUGAGAAGUUGGGAAAAUCUGUAAUCGCCAAAGUCCGGAUCCCAGAAGGCACAGUGCUCACUCUGGACAUGCUGACGGUCAAAGUGGGGGAACCCAAAGGAUACCCUCCAGAAGACAUCUUUGACUUGGUUGGAAAGAAAGUCAAGGUGACUGUUGAGGAAGACGAAACCAUCGUCGAAGAUGCCAUUGAAAAUCAUGUGAAAAAAGUGAAAUGCUAGGCACAACUGUAUGGGAAAGGGGGUUGUAUGGAAAAUGAUGCAGCCAUAUAUGGAAAUGGUUGUGCUAAGGCACAAAGAAGCUUGAAAAGUGAUUGAUGCUGGGCCGUCUCUUCCUGGCAGAAAAAAGUGCUAAUACAGAAAUGCAAUCUUGCUCACUUGCAAUGAAAGUCCUUUGGUCUUUUUGAACAAGGGACUUUCAUUGCAGGUGAGCAAGGUUGCAUUUCUUUUAGGAGCAUCAGGUUGCCUUUAUUGAUGAAAAAUCCUAAACAGUCAGCCCUUCACAUUCAGUGGGUUUAGGGGCACAUGGACCCACGUGAAAGUAAACAACCACAAAGAAAGAAA
Messenger RNA from Anolis sagrei ordinatus, 1499 nucleotides. It is a transcript of the gene NANS, whose product is annotated as N-acetylneuraminate synthase. Gene Ontology annotation, molecular function: N-acylneuraminate-9-phosphate synthase activity. The record is from RefSeq and is a predicted model, not a curated record. NCBI's taxonomy places the organism in Eukaryota, Metazoa, Chordata, Lepidosauria, Squamata, Anolidae. Gene Ontology annotation, biological process: carbohydrate biosynthetic process.